Molecule: messenger RNA, 3323 nt
Organism: Salvelinus namaycush (lake trout)
Lineage: Eukaryota; Metazoa; Chordata; Actinopteri; Salmoniformes; Salmonidae
Product: synaptopodin 2-like protein
Exons: 6
Coding region: 1-3120 (1039 amino acids)
Biological process (GO): positive regulation of actin filament bundle assembly
Cellular component (GO): nucleus; actin cytoskeleton; Z disc
Molecular function (GO): actin binding
Source: RefSeq, a predicted model, not a curated record
AUGGUAGCAGAGGAGGUGGUGAUCACUCUCUCAGGAGGGGCUCCAUGGGGCUUCAGACUGCAAGGAGGAGCAGAGCACCAAACACCACUGCAGGUGCGACGGCGCAGUAAGGCAUGCAGGGCUGGCCUGAGGGAGGAGGAUGAGUUGGUUGCCAUUGGCGACCGUGUGUGUGCCGAGCUCAGCCACGCUCAGGCCAUGACCCUCAUCGAUUCCCACCGGCACACACUCAACCUCAGGAUCAAGAGGUCUAGGUCUGGGGUCCACACUGUGGCCGUGUCGGGUCGUACACCUACACAUAUAGCUACACACACAUACACACCGACACACCCAGUUCUCUCCCCCACUGACGGGCCAGCCUGCCUCACCAUCACCUCCCCCCCUGACAGUGAGGCCUACUAUGGAGAGACGGACAGUGACGCGGACACACACACACACACACACCGCCGUCAGCGACGCACACCUCCACAUACACGCUCUCCAGGUCGCCAGCAGCAGGAGGAGGAGACCUCGGAGUUGAGCGGAGAGGCGGAGGGAGAGGGAGACAGUGGUUUCCAGGAGGCAGGGUUGUGUGUGGGUCUGGCCUGCUCACCCCUGGUGUCUCCAGAGCGGGCUAAAGGAGCCAUGAUGCUGGGCUCCAGCCGACAGAUGGUUCCCAUGGUGGGCGCCCAGCUUACCCCAAUCAGUGAUGAUCUAUCUACCACGUACAAGGACAAGGCCAGGCAAGCCAAGCUGCAGAGAGGAGAGAGUGUGGUAGAGAAGCAGGUGAAAGAGGCUCGUACUAAAUGUCGUUCCAUCGCCUCCCUGCUCACCGACGCUCCGUACUCCAACUCCAAAGGGGUUCUCAUGUUCAAGAAGAGACGCCAGCGUGCCAAGAAGUACACCCUCACCUGUUUCGGCCGCGCGGAGGGGGAGGUGGGUCCUGAGACUGGGGGAGAGACGGAGGGAGAGGAGGAGGAGGGGAUUUCCUUCCUCUCGGGUUCAGAGGUGGAUGAAGAGGGCUUCGCUGGAACCUUUGACCCCACUUGGGACAGCGGAUACCUGGACCUGCUGGAUAGGAGGAGCUCCGCCUGUCCAUCCACCUAUAACUCAAGGUCCCAAACACCAACCAAUCAGAGCUCAGGGUUGGAUUCCUCGGCUUACCAGAGCCCAGAGAUGAAUGUGUCAAUCAAUCAGGGCUCUGUGACGAAUGCCCCGGCCUAUCAGAGCCCAGGGCUGGACUCCAUUGCCUAUCAGGGGAAAGAGACAGAGCAGUAUGAGCAGCAAAGGAAAAUGGCCACCCAUGUCGCCUAUAACCCCGCCCCUAACCCCUCCCCGGCCGCAGGUUUGUCAAACGGGGGCCCUGUAGGGGUGAGUCGGGCCAGUGUGGUUCUGACCCCCCCCUCUCACACACCUAUCCUCCAGCCUGACCUAAACCCUAACCUUAACCCGCCUGGAGGGAUCCAUAACCGCACGGCAUGCCCCUUCACCUCAGGCCUCGCCCCAUCUCGCCCUCCAGCCACCCCUGUCAUCUUUCGACCCAUCCAGCCCACUCCUGCCGUAACAAUGGUUUCCAAACCCACCUCUGCGGUAUCCAUGGUGACCAUUGCCCCUCCUCGCCCUUCAGGGGGGCCCCAGGCAAGGAGAGCGGUCUCCAGUACCUCUCUCUACAUCCCCCCUAGACCUGCUGCAGCAAUCCUCUCUCCUCCUCCCUCUUUGGCCUCAGCUCCCUUCUCUCUUACCUACACUCCCUCUCAACCUUUCACUUCUCCCUCUACCCAACCCCCUCCUCCCCUGACCUUCAACCCCUAUGUUGCCAUAGCGACCCCCUCCACUGCCCAGCCCCCAUCCUCUGAUUCGCUGUCCUCCCGUGAACAGCGUAUCGCUGUCCCCGCCUCCAGAACAGGCAUACUUGCGGAGGCACGUCGUCGCAGCAACAAGAAGCCCAUGUUCCGUCCGUCUGUGGAGAACAAGAAGGAUGUGUCUCCCAACCCGGCCCUGCUCGAACUGCUCCAAAACCCGGACGCACCAACCAGGAUGGGUCCACGCCCCGGUCCCGGUCCCGGCUCCAUGGGGCCUAGUGGAGGAGUGGGAGGUGUGGAGACUGGAGGUGAGUCUGGCCCUGAAGAGGACUGGUUGAGGCUGGGGGCUGAGGCCUGUAACUUCAUGCAGGCCCGGAGAGGCCCCAAGCCCCCUCCUGUGGCCCCUAAAACGCAGGGCCCUCCACAGCUACCCCAGUUAGCGGGGAAGGGGGGUCAGCUGUUCGCCCGUAGGCAGAGCAGGAUGGAUCGCUAUGUGGUGGAGAGCACCCCCUCCUCACCCCAACCCUCUCCCGGCCACCCCCGCCAGCCCUCUCCCACCCCCUCCCUCCCCUCUCAAUUCAGAUACUCCUCCAGCUGCAGAGCCCCCCCUCCCAUCAGCUACAACCCCCUCCUCUCCCCCUCCUGCCCUCCCCAGGCCCAGCGCCAGAGGGCGGGGGUUGCAGGGCAGGGUGGGAGACCAGCGGGGCAAAAAGACGCUCCUGGGGGUCAGAAGGCUCAAGGCAUCAAGGCUCUGGACUUUAUGAGUCACCAGCCCUACCAGCUAAACUCCUCCCUCUUCAGUUACGGGGGCGGGACUCCCCAGCAAGCACAGGCCUAUCAACAGCAGACUGGCGGCUCCUACGGGCCAAUCAAGACGCCACGUGUGUAUGAGAUCAAGCGCUUCUCCACGCCACCUCCCACAGGCCCCUCUCCUACGAUCAUUGUCCCACGGUCAGCAACCACACUGGGAGAACCGCUGUGGAGGUCUGAUAUCAUUUCCCCUCUGCCCACAGCCACUUCCUGCUACCAAUCCCCCUCUAACACCCCCUACCAGCUUCAGUCCCAGUGGGUCCCUCCUCCUCCAGCCCCGACCGUCCCCCUCCCUCAGCUCCCUAGCUUCCCCUCUGCCCAUGUCCCUAACCCUCACCCCUACCCCUCCGAGCCCCACGCCCCUCAACAGGGUAACAGGCAAUUUAAGAGCGCCCCUGAUCUCAGUCCUCCUGCCCACACCCCACCUCGCCCCGCCUCCACCAAGCCCUCCAGAGUGCCUCGCCCCAGAUUCAGCACCUCUAACCUGGGUCUGCAACCCAGUGUCUGGCGCCCCGGAUCCACCACGCACUGAGGUUGCAGGUCAUGAAUUGGCACGAAAUGACAGGAAUAUAAAUCCCCCCACAUUCUGUUGUGAUUUUGGUUUUUGGUCUUUGUCACGUCAAAGAAGAUGUUAGUUUGGUGCAUUGCAGGAUUUGAUUGAUUUCUUGUUUGGGCACUAUUGCAACUCUUGGAUCACACCACGCAUUUCAUCAUUUUUCUUCUUAUGAUCAUUUG